Messenger RNA from Haliotis rubra (blacklip abalone), 1520 nucleotides. RefSeq lists its product as uncharacterized. Bases 351 to 1520 code for a protein of 389 amino acids. The record is from RefSeq and is a predicted model, not a curated record. The transcript has 3 exons. NCBI's taxonomy places the organism in Eukaryota, Metazoa, Mollusca, Gastropoda, Lepetellida, Haliotidae.
CGAUAUACAUUUCCUUGAUGAUUUAAGCUCAAGCAGUUUCGCCUCUGUAGACAUGAGAGGAAACAACAUCACACAUUUUGCAGAUUCCAGCGACAUCAAAGUGUAUCAAGGUAAUGGAAAUUCGAACUAUGCAAACAUACCUAUCAACAUCUCUGGAAAUCAUUUUGAAGAUUCCUAUAGUAGGUAUGCAUUGUAUCUAUAUGCUGAUGGAGUUGAUGUCGCCAACAACGUCUUCAGAAACAGUUCACGUGUGGGUUCUUUGAAAUUAACGGGAUCAAACAGCCGAAUAUACAGAAAUGUAUUCGAAAAUCCAAACUCGACAUACGUCCUGAUUACGUACGGACUUUAUAAUGAUCAGACUUCUGUUGAUGCGAGCCGAAACUACUGGGGGUAUCACAGAUCAACGGGGAAUCCGUUCACGGAUAUAUGACUUGUAUCAUAACAUCAGCAGAGCUGAGAUACAGAUUGACCCAUACUUCACAUCCAAGUCCAUGGACAUGACUUCAAGUGGGACCACCAUGUUCACUGAUGCUGAGCCCUCUGACGUUGGAGGAGUGUUACAGGAAGAUGCCCUUGUUCGCCCAGAUCAGAGACUGAUGGUGAAGAGAACUAUUGUAGUACCUGAAGGACAGACGUUUACCAUCAUGCCAAAUGUCACUCUUACCUUCCAUGGAGCCCAGGGAAUCAUUGUUAAAGGUACACUGAAAAUUAAUGGAUCAGCAACUUCACCUGCAAUUUUACAAAAUGGCACCAACAACAGAUGGGGAGGCUUGAUUCUUACGAACAGCAGUCUGGAAGUUACCCAUGGUGUCUUGAAAGCAGCAAGGACAAUUGAAAACCUCCGCAAGGCAAAAUGUUCCUCCAAGCUGGUGUUGUCUCUGCUCCAUAGCUAUGUCGAAGUAGAUUCGCUUAAACUGGGAUCUCACUACUUCAAUGUAACAAUAUCAGAAUCUCAGCUGAUAACCCCGAAUAAUGAUAUAAGCCUGUCUACGUGUUCAGGGACAUUAACAAGCAAUGACACUGGAAAUAUUAUGUUAGAGAACUCUAAUGUCACCUCAAGGGCAGUAACAAUCACCACGAAAGGUGAUGGUGCUCUACAUGCGUUCACAGCAAGCGGGUCCGUUUUCAAUACAGGCGGUGUUUUAUGUGACUCAACCCACUCAUUGACGACUGUAAUGUUUCUGAACAAUACACUUAAUGUGUAUGAGGGACGCGUAUUCAGGGUAAAAGGUCAAUAUUUAGAUGCUGAAAUUGCAAAUAAUUCAUUUUUGGCUUCGUCGGGAACUGCUGACGUAGAUCUUAGCGGCGAUGCUGACAACAGGGUUAUAAUUAGGGAAAACAAUUUUAAAGUUGGAAAUAUGGAAAUUAAAUCACAACAAUCUCUCGAUGAGAAAAUAAAUGCAACCAUGAAUACCUUCAAUUCUUGUCUGCUUACACUGAAGACCCCAGCAAUGAUUUCAGGGAUACCAUUAUCAACGCUAGUUACAACUAUUGGGGGAAAGACACAUUUUCAGAUAUAG